Messenger RNA from Cuscuta epithymum, 1246 nucleotides. The record is from the annotation of a GenBank genome assembly. NCBI's taxonomy places the organism in Eukaryota, Viridiplantae, Streptophyta, Magnoliopsida, Solanales, Convolvulaceae.
CAACCAUCAACCAAAGAAAGAGUGCCUCCACCAGAAUUCCAAAAUCCAAAGUGUAAUAGAUUAGUAUCACUGCGUAUAGCAAACUGUUGCCUUUCCGGUGCUUGACAAUAAAGAGACAGAUGAGCCAAGCUCCAAAAUACAAAAGUGCCAAGCUAGAGACAUGCCUAGAUCCAAAAAUAAAAUCUACAAAACUAUCUAUACGGACCAUACUAAAAGAGAAAAAAAGUCCACAAAUCCAUUAAUCCAAAUCCAAACACAAAAAAAACUAGCCAAACACAAAUCCUUCCCACUGAGCCAGUUAUCUUCAAACCAUGGCAAAACCGGCUCCCUUGUACACAAUUACACAUGUUUGACCAACCACGGCAGCAGGGAAGGAGCCCGAUAGGUUUCUAUGUCACCCCUCCCGGUGAUUUCCUGUGGUUCCCGGUGCAUAUCCUGAAAAAGAAACAAAGCUUGAGAGUUGUAGUCCCAUUUUCAUCCCCAGAGAAUCUGACGGCAUAGUCCCAUGUUUGGGUGUCCCAAACAAAGCUGGACACCCACCGUCACAGGGAAAGGAAAUUCGGAUCUAAUGAAGCUUUGGACUCCAAAAUCCCAUCUCUUUAGGUUCUCGAAGAAUAUGAGCGCAGGUUCCUCUAGAUUUUGCACUUUUGGAUCUCCCUCAUACUCCUUUUCCACACCCGCUUCAUCUUGGGCUGAAAUCCGUUAGUUCACUUCCUGUCGGCUUGGAUUGCAACUUCCACAUUUAAAAAAAGCUUCUUAGUUUCACGGAAGGCUCUGCUCACCACCGGGAAGAGGAUGAGUACAACUGAUUCCACUAUGGAAAAUGAUCUUAGAGAGGCGCUAUUCAGAUUUUGCGGUUAGAUGUUGAGGCUACUCUAAAUGUGGUAGUAAGAAGACGAAUGAGUUCAUUUCUGCCUAAAGGUGUUAACAUGGAUGUCUCUAACUUCGCCGCUUUGAAGAAGAAGUUGGCCAAAGAGCCAAAAAAGAAGAAGGAGGCGGGGAGUCAGAAGCCCGUCGAUGAUUUCUUCCAGAAGGAUGGGGCAUCUCAGGUGCCGGAGGGGGAGGGACCAUCCAAAACCGAUGAUGCCGGUGCCGGUGCCGGGGGCUCCAAAGGGGAGGAGCUCAAGAGAAAGAACUCCGGGAAGGGUGUAGCCCCCCCGGAGAACAAGAAACAGAAGAAGGGUGCCCCCGGGAGGAAGGAUGCCCCCAUAGUGAUAGUCGAGGAGCAGCCUUCCUUGAAUCCUUC